AUGCGUGUAUCUAAACAAAAAGUAACUAAAUUUAGUGAUGUUAGCAAUCAUCGAUGUUAUAUCAUCAAUUUCAUCAUCAUCAUUAUUAUCACUUUGCUUAUUGCAAAUUACUUGAAGUUAACCAGCAAAUGUGACGCUUUAACUGAAAAGUUGAAAAAUAUUAGAACUGUUCAUAUGAAAUUAAAAUCGUUUGGAUUAACUCAAUCGGUUAGUUCUUUGAGUUCCGAACAUAUUUUUAGCAACGAACUUAAGUAUUUAUUGUUGACUGUGAUUACAGCUUAUUUUUAUCAUGAUGAAACACCGCAAGGAUUUUUUGAAGAUCACGGAUUGGGUUAAAAAUUAAAAGCUUUGACGCUUUAAACACACUUCACAUACUUCAAACAAUUCCAACUGUUCUAGUGUUUAUCUUUCAGUGAAAUUAUUUACUUAAAUAGUAUUUUUUAAUUCCUCAGAAAUAAUUUUAAUUAUCAAUGCAACGAAUUAUGGCGCAACACUUAAAAAGAAAGCUCAAUUAAUAUUUACUGCAAAUAAAUAAUUUGUAAUUUUAAUACAUAUUCAUACACUUGAUGAACGAUGAAAUUUUCCAUGUGAUCGUGGUCAUAACCGCAACAAAUUGAAUAAUAUUGCGCAUAAUUAUUUUAAUAGAUUUAUUUGAUAACAAUUUAUUGUUGUACUUAAAAUAAUAACUUUUGAUCUGUAUUGAGUCUCGACAUAGAAAUAAAUUAAACUUAUAAAUAUCUUAGACAUUUUAUUUUCUCGAACAAUAUUCAGUGGCAAGGAAUCUGAAAAAUAGUUCAAUGAAAGUUUUUAAAGACGACACUUUAAUUAAUUAUAUAUUUUCAGGUCGUAAAAAUUAUCUUCAUGAUAAAUUAAUUUUUAAAAAAUACUUUCUUUAUUACAGCGCAAUGUAUAAAUUUUUAAUGAUAAUAGUGAAAAAUUCAAUCAAUUUAUUAUCGAAUAUUUUUGGCUCUCUUGUUAUUUUUAAUCAUAUUGGUAAUGUCGAUGAGACUUGACUCUUGAAGAGAGAUCCGAAGAAUUUAAAUCCACUUGCUGAACCUUUAGGCACGACGCCGAAGAGCAUGAAACCAAGAGAGAUGAUUUGAAUUAUAGCAAAGCAUACUGUGAAUGCUGUGCUUUUAGCCCACAUAGCAAAAUAUAACGUAAGAAGUAAGCUAAGUGAAUAGCAAAUUGAUGCUGCUAGUUUCUGCUUUGUAAACAUACUUUGUAGCAAUGUUUUAAAUCCAAUCAUAAACGAUACACCAGCUAUGAAGAGUGCGCUUGCCAUUGAAUAAAGUAAAGCAAACUUUCUCGCUUUAAACAUUAAAACGGGAAUAUAAAAUGUUGACACAACUAAGCAGAAUAUUCCAAGUCCGAAACAUAUCACACAUCCUAUCAUUCUUUGUAGUCUAUUUAAUUUGGGACACCAUCCGUUGUCGUCAUCAUUCAGCCAGGAGUUAUUUGAACUUGUACUUUCAGAAUUUCCACCGAAAACGCUGGGAAGUUUUGGCAUUUUCAUAUUGAGUUUAUAACCUGGAGCUUUUCUCUCUUCAUUCAUUAACAUAUAUUCAUCUAGAUCAUUCUUUAGAUUGGCCAUUUUUAAUAAUUAUUAUGAUCAACUUAUUUAUUGAAACUU
Messenger RNA from Clunio marinus, 1633 nucleotides. The record is from the annotation of a GenBank genome assembly. NCBI's taxonomy places the organism in Eukaryota, Metazoa, Arthropoda, Insecta, Diptera, Chironomidae.